Zalophus californianus (California sea lion) is the source of this 8974-nucleotide messenger RNA. It is a transcript of the gene RAPGEF6, whose product is annotated as Rap guanine nucleotide exchange factor 6. NCBI's taxonomy places the organism in Eukaryota, Metazoa, Chordata, Mammalia, Carnivora, Otariidae. Bases 1052 to 5455 code for a protein of 1467 amino acids. The transcript has 24 exons. Gene Ontology annotation, cellular component: endocytic vesicle; apical plasma membrane; plasma membrane. Gene Ontology annotation, molecular function: guanyl-nucleotide exchange factor activity; protein binding. The record is from RefSeq and is a predicted model, not a curated record. Gene Ontology annotation, biological process: positive regulation of GTPase activity; Ras protein signal transduction; positive regulation of ERK1 and ERK2 cascade.
UUGGGCUACAUCUGCAGAUACAGUAGCCAAUUGAUCUAAUGCAGUUUCUGAAGGCUUUCUAUACAGGUGAUGUCAUCCUUUUAGCUCUAUUCUCCUCCCACUCUCUUUCCUUCUUAUUAGAUAUUUCAUCUUACUGCAGAGCAUGGAAUCAAUAGGAGCUUCUCCUUAGGGAGCUGCUGUGAAACAGACAAGGACAGUAGGAAUUAAGACACUAACAUAUAGUCUUGUUUUAGCAGAAGAUGCAGUGUUUUUGUGUCAUCACAUAUAAAUUUUCAACCAGAAAAGCCAGACUUAGAUCAACAUUACUGUCUUACUGAUGCAUUAGAACAAGAAGCAAUUCUGCAGAGCUGUAAAUAGUGCAUGUGAAAAGAGAAAAUUUUAAUUUUGGAUAUUUUCAGGCAUUCUCCAGGACAGACCUGUUAGAGCAUAUAUAUCUUCUAACUACCAUUUGCUUGCUCAUCGGUUGGUGUUUUUUUUGUUGUUGUUGUUGUUUUUUAACCUUUGGUGAUUAAGAAGAUAAAGAAGAAACUUUCAUUUUAAGGCUACAGUGUUCUGGUUUUCUUCUGAUGCAGAAGAAUUACUGCAGUGCUUGCUCUACAGAAUGAAAUAAGUUGAAGAAGAGACAAAGCUGUAUUACAGAAAGGGAAGGUUUCUCAGAAUCCAGGAACACAGAUUUGAUGCAUGUUGCCUUAUUUACUUUGAUUGAUACUGUAUUAACUGUGUGUGUUACCACUGUGCAUGUCUGUGCCAGGUGCCUGAGGAAGCAUGUGUAUGUCUGUAUGUACUGAGCCAGAAAUGUAAACAUCUUGAUUUACUGUGAUUUGCUUGUGAAAAGUGAACGUUGUGAUGAAAACUGUUGCAGUUAUUUAGAACAAUACUCUGAGCUACUGAAAGCUCCUGAUUUCAGUUUGAAAGGGAUUUGGAGAAGCUGCCUUUAUAUAACACUGCAAAUGGCGUGUGAUUUGUAAAAAGAAACUUAACAGAAUUUUGUCAACAUACUCAUCCGUGUGGCUCUGGUUUGAAAAGGAAACUACCCUUUCCAGCUCAGGAAAUGGCUUUUCUUGUUCGCUGUUAUGCCAAUUGUCUUCAGCCAUGGGCCUCCAAACUUCCGGCCGAUCUUACCAAGAUGCACAUCACAGACAACCCUCAUCCACAGGUGACUCAUGUGUCUUCUAGUCAGUCUGGUUGUAGCAUCGCCAGUGACUCUGGGAGCAGCAGUUUAUCUGAUAUCUAUCAGGCUACGGAAAGUGAGGUAGGAGAUGUAGAUUUAACACGUCUUCCAGAAGGACCCGUUGAUUCUGAAGAUGAAGAAGAGGAAGAUGAAGAGAUUGAUCGAACAGAUCCACUACAGGGGCGAGAUCUUGUUCGAGAAUGUCUCGAGAAAGAACCUGCAGACAAAACUGAUGAUGACAUUGAACAAUUACUGGAGUUUAUGCACCAGCUCCCUGCUUUUGCAAACAUGACCAUGUCUGUAAGGAGAGAACUCUGCUCAGUGAUGAUUUUUGAAGUGGUAGAGCAGGCUGGAGCUAUUAUUCUUGAAGAUGGGCAAGAGCUUGACUCAUGGUAUGUUAUUUUAAACGGCACUGUAGAAAUCACUCAUCCAGAUGGAAAAGUUGAAAAUCUCUUUAUGGGAAAUAGUUUUGGAAUUACUCCCACUCUGGAUAAGCAAUACAUGCAUGGAGUUGUUAGGACUAAAGUAGAUGAUUGUCAGUUUGUCUGCAUAGCCCAGCAGGAUUAUUGGAGAAUUUUAAAUCAUGUGGAGAAAAAUACCCAUAAAGUUGAGGAAGAGGGAGAAAUUGUUAUGGUGCAUGAGCACCGUGAACUAGAUCGGAGUGGAACCAGGAAAGGACACAUUGUAAUCAAGGCAACACCUGAGCGUCUCAUUAUGCAUUUAAUAGAAGAACAUUCUAUUGUGGACCCAACUUAUAUAGAAGAUUUCCUACUAACUUACAGGACAUUUCUUCCAAGUCCUUUGGAUGUUGGGAUCAAACUACUGGAAUGGUUUAAAAUCGACAACUUACGGGAUAAGGUAACACGGAUUGUGUUAUUAUGGGUAAAUAAUCAUUUUAAUGAUUUUGAAGGUGAUCCUGCUAUGACUCGAUUUCUGGAAGAAUUUGAAAAAAAUCUGGAAGAUACAAAAAUGAAUGGUCAUCUCCGGUUAUUGAAUAUUGCCUGUGCUGCAAAGGCCAAAUGGAGACAGGUGGUGCUGCAAAAGGCUUCCCGGGAGUCCCCUCUACAUUUCAGCCUUAACGGAGGGAGUGAGAAGGGGUUUGGUAUUUUUGUUGAAGGAGUAGAACCUAGUAGCAAAGCUGCUGAUGCUGGACUGAAACGUGGUGAUCAGAUAAUGGAAGUAAAUGGACAAAACUUUGAAAAUAUUACAUUUGUGAAGGCCCUUGAAAUUUUAAGGAAUAAUACUCAUCUUGCACUUACUGUGAAGACCAACAUUUUUGUGUUCAAAGAGUUACUUAGUAGGACUGAACAAGAAAAAUCUGGUAUUCCUCAUAUUCCUAAAAUUGCUGAAAAAAAAAGUAAUCGCCAUUCAAUCCAGGAUGUACCAGGAGAUAUUGAACACACAUCACAGGAGAAAGGAAAUAAGAAAAUAAAAGCAAACACUGUUUCAGGUGGAAGAAACAAAAUCAGGAAAAUUUUGGAUAAAACACGGUUUAGUAUCUUACCUCCAAAACUGUUUAGUGACGGAGGCCUGAGCCAAUCACAAGACGACAGCAUUGUAGGAACAAGGCACUGCAGGCACAGUCUGGCUAUAAUGCCUAUUCCUGGAACACUCUCAUCCAGCAGCCCUGAUCUCCUGCAGCCUACCACCAGCAUGUUGGAUUUUUCUAAUCCUUCAGAUAUUCCUGAUCAAGUUAUAAGAGUUUUCAAAGCAGAUCAACAAAGUUGCUACAUUAUCAUCAGUAAAGACACUACAGCUAAAGAAGUUGUUUGUCAUGCUGUUCAUGAAUUUGGUUUGACGGGUGCGUCUGACACAUAUUCUCUCUGUGAAGUUUCUGUUACUCCUGAGGGUGUCAUAAAACAGAGAAGACUUCCAGACCAAUUCUCCAAAUUAGCUGAUAGAAUUCAGCUCAAUGGAAGGUAUUAUUUAAAAAAUAACAUGGAAACAGAAACCUUAUGUUCAGAUGAAGAUGCUCAAGAACUAGUUAAGGAAAGCCAACUCUCCAUGCUGCAGCUCAGUACCAUUGAGGUGGCCACUCAGCUGUCAAUGAGGGACUUUGAUUUGUUUCGUAAUAUUGAGCCUACUGAAUACAUUGAUGACCUUUUUAAGUUAGAUUCCAAAACAGGAAAUACUCAUUUAAAAGAGUUUGAGGACAUUGUUAACCAGGAAACAUUCUGGGUUGCCUCAGAGAUUUUAACUGAAUCGAAUCAGCUGAAACGAAUGAAGAUUAUUAAGCAUUUUAUUAAAAUUGCACUUCAUUGUCGAGAAUGUAAGAACUUCAAUUCCAUGUUUGCAAUAAUAAGUGGCUUGAACCUGGCAUCUGUAGCACGACUCAGAGGUACUUGGGAAAAAUUACCAAGCAAGUAUGAGAAACACCUCCAAGAUCUACAAGACCUUUUUGAUCCAUCUAGAAACAUGGCAAAAUAUAGAAAUAUUCUUAGUAGUCAAAGCAUGCAGCCUCCAAUUAUUCCACUCUUCCCUGUUGUCAAGAAAGAUAUGACAUUUCUACAUGAAGGGAAUGACUCCAAAGUAGAUGGUUUAGUGAAUUUUGAGAAGCUAAGAAUGAUUGCCAAGGAAAUCCGGCAAGUUGUUCGAAUGACUUCUGCUAACAUGGACCCAGCUAUGAUGUUUCGACAGAGGAAGAAGAGGUGGCGGAGUCUGGGGUCACUGAGUCAAGGCAGCACAAACUCGAACAUGCUGGAUGUUCAAGGAGGUGCACACAAAAAAAGGGCACGUCGCAGCUCUCUACUUAAUGCCAAGAAGCUAUACGAGGAUGCCCAGAUGGCAAGAAAAGUGAAGCAGUAUCUUUCCAGUCUGGAUGUAGACACAGAUGAGGAAAAGUUUCAGAUGAUGUCAUUGCAGUGGGAACCUGCCUAUGGUACCUUGACCAAGAAUUUAAGUGAUAAAAAAUCAGCCAAAUCAUCAGAAAUGUCUCCAGUGCCUAUGAGAUCGGCAGGCCAAACAGCUAAAGCACAUUUGCAUCAGCCCCACAGAGUAAGCCAGGUGCUCCAAGUGCCAGCUGUUAAUUUGCACCCGAUCAGGAAGAAGGGACAAGCCAAAGACCCUACCGCAUUGAAUACAAAUUUACCUCAGAAAGUUUUAGGAACAACUGAAGAAACAAGUGGUAAGAAACAUCCAGAAGAUACUAUCUCUGUGGCAUCAUCUUUACAUUCUAGUCCUCCUGCAUCUCCUCAAGGUUCCCCUCGCAAAGGUUAUACACUUAUACCGUCAGCUAAAUCUGACAACUUGUCUGACUCCAGCCAUAGUGAAAUUUCUUCACGAUCCAGCAUCGUGAGCAAUUGUUCUGUUGACUCCAUGUCUACAGCUCUGCAGGAUGAACGGUGUUCUUCACAGGUUGUGGCGGUCCCUGAGUCCACUGGGCCUUUGGAAAAGACAGAACACUCCUCAGGGAUAGGAGAUCAUACUCAACUUGGCCCUGGGUGGACUUUGUCAAAGCCAUCUCUCGUCAAGAGUUUAGCUGUCUCCUCUUCUUUGAGUAAUGAAGAGAUUUCUCAUGAACACGUCAUUUUAGAAGCAGCGGAUAGUGGUCGUGGAAGUUGGACUUCCUGUUCAAGUAGCUCCCAUGACAACUUCCAAAGCCUUCCAAACCCAAAAGGCUGGGAUUUUUUGAACUCUUAUCGACAUACCCAUUUGGAUGGCCCCAUUGCUGAAGUUGAACCCCCUGACUGUGAGCCCUAUUCCUGCCCUAAAGGCUGUUCUAGAACUUGUGGUCAGUGUAAAGGAAACCUAGAGGCUAAUCAGAUGAGACAGAGUUGGGCCUCCUCCAGUUCUCUGUCUGAUACACAUGAACCAAACUAUGGGACAGUUAAACGGAGAGUGUUGGAGAGCAUCGCACCUGAGUCCUCUGAAGGCUUGGACCCCAAGGAUGGCACUGACCCAGUUUACAAAACUGUUACUUCAAGUACAGAAAAGGGCCUGAUUGUGUACUGUGUCACCUCACCCAAGAAGGAGGAUAGGUAUAGGGAGCCACCUCCCACUCCUCCAGGAUACAUGGGGAUUUCUUUAGCGGACCUAAAGGAAGGACCCUACCUACACCUAAAACCUCCAGAUUAUAGUGUGGCAGUGCAGAGGUCAAAGAUGAUGCAUGACAGCCUCUCUAGACGGCCACCAGCUUCCCUCGGUAGCAGCCCCGUGGCCUGUGUUCCAUCGAGGAUUGUAACUCAGCCUCAGAGGCAUAUUUUGCAGCCGUCCAAUCCUAAACUAGCAGAUGUGACUGAUGCAGAUAGCGAAGCAGAUGAAAAUGAACAGGUCUCAGCUGUGUAACCUUUGGAGGACCUGCUUGAAGUUUACCGAAAGCCAUCGAGGAAGGAGUGGGCAGAAGCGCCUCAUGAUUCCGCAGGCCGUUGUUGCCAACGAACAGCUUGCCGCCGCUGCUGACCCAGAGGUCUCUUUCCCUGUACUCUGAGCGAUGACCUAGCCCCAAAUGAUGCUUCCUCUUAUUGAAUCCUUGCAGAUGCAGAGUUUCCUCAGCUAUGGAUGUUGUGCCUGGAAACCAGUCUUCACUUCGCACACCAGACCUGCCUUGGGACCACAGUUACUAGAACAGGUUCAAACUCAGAGUCCUCCCUAUGUAUAUCAGUAUAGAUUUUUCUUUAACAAGUUAUUUUUAAGAUAGUAGUUUAGUAGUUUUUCCAAGCCAUAGCUUGGGUUAACGGACAAAUUCAAAAAUGUCUGCCAGUACCAAGGAUAUUCUUGUGUAUUUGAAAAGUAACUUAUUAUUUGAAGUUUUGUGGUUUUCUUUGUUUUGGGGAGCUGUCAUUAGCGGAUGUUUAUGUUUGAGGCCAUUAAACUGUCUCUGGUCUGACCAGACUGAAGUCAUCUUUACAGGAUGAUACACUUAAUCUGUAUAGAGAUGAACUUGAUCUGUAGCACCAGUGCAAUGUAGGGUCGAUCUCCAUUUGAGUGGGAUAGGAAGCCAUUUGUGGUUGAGGAGUUAGGAAGGAAGAUACUGCAGUCAGCUGAUUUGGAAGGCCAAAUGAAGCUGCCAUGGGUUUUCUUAUCGGUCCUUUGGGACAGGGAGGCUGUGAUUGGGUGGGUAGCCACCCUCAUCUCCAAAGAAUGAAAUUUUAUCUUAACACGUAUACCAGUCCUUUCUGAAGUGAAAGUCAUGCUGCGUCUAACUUAAAGUAUAAAUCCAUUAAGUAGAAAAUGAGUUCAGGAGAGUUCUGCAGAAACCCAAAACAAAAAUUUUUCACUGCUCAAAUGUGGAAUUCUUUUUUAAAAAGGAAAUGUAAUUAUUGGUGUGUAACCAUGGAAAUGAAUUCAUCUGCAUGUAUGUUCUGCAGCCGCCCCUGCACCCCAUCUCAGCAUGAGGCUGUGUUCAACCCUGAACAACCCUGCAGCCCCCAGCUGCCAGCAAGAAAGCUCAUGAGCACACCGAGGUGAUAAGUGGUUGAAAAUUUUAGGGGGGACAGAGGAGUUGGGAAAUGAUUCUCUCUUGGUUCUCAGUUUAGCCCUUGAGAGUAAAGAGAUACAUAUUUUUAACAGUCUGUUGGGCAUGGCGCUCCCAAAUAUUUAAUUAAAAUUUCAGUAACUGUUUACUGGAUGACCUAGACUUUCCAUAUUUUUACUAAUUACAGUGUUUUCUAUAUCUUAAGUUUAAACUUAAUUAUUUUUUAAUGUAAAUGUAAGUGAGAGCUUAAUAAACUUCUGUGAUGACUACCAAAAAAAAAAAAGAAAGAAAAAAAAAGCCAAAGCCAUUCAUGUGCACUACCCAGAUUAACAUGGAGCCAAGAUGGGUUUACUUCUGAAUGGUUGUCCAUAUGUGAAUUUAUAGGAUUUAGCUGGUUUGUGAUUUCCCUUUUCAAGAGUUUGUUCUCAUUUUUCCCUAGCUGUCUCUUCCCUCUCUUUCUCCCUGUCCCCUUCAUUUUUUUUUUUAUAGUAGGCUCCACGCCCUACAUGGGGCUUGAACUUGUGACCCUGAGAUAGAGUCACGUGUACCAGCUGAGCCAGCUAGGCGCCCACCCUGCCCCUCAUCCCCUUCAUUUUAAAAUCGUAAAUUAUUUCCAAGUGGUCAAUGGCACUAGUUUGUCUUUUCCAUCAAAAUGACUCUCUCUUCAUUUUAGGAAAAAUAGCUUAUCUGAAAAAUUCCUUUGGGGAAAAAAAAAAAAAAACAUGAAUUUGAAACUUAAAGCCUUAAAAAUCCACCCUCCUGGUGUGUUAGAGUGAGGCUAGUUGGCUCUAUAGCUUUCUUGUUCCAUUGACAUGGAAAAUGGCCUGGAUCAAAAGUCCUGGUUUGAAAGUCACACUGUAGUGAUUUAACCUAUAAACACUGGUCCUCUGAUAACAAAAAAAUGUCCCUUCACUGAUUGACAUAGUAGUGUUUUCAUGUCCAGGGCAAAACAAAGAAAAUGAAAGAUACUUCUGUUAUAAUCCCCUUUUUUGUCAAGUUUGGGUAUUCUAUUUUAUAUCCAUUACCCCAGAAAAAAUGUGCUGUUUGCACAAUAUCUGUUUAUUUGCAGGUGUUUGAAAUCAAAUGGGAGCCUUACCUGUCUUUGUCCUUAAUGGUGUUGAGAAUAUCUUGCACAGAUUCAGAGGAUGUGAUUUUGACUGCACCUUGUAGCUGCCUUUGUUUUCCUCUAGCUCCAACUGUGAGUGUUGGGGUAAGCCGAUCACAGUGAUCAGGAACUAAAGCCAAAUGCAUUGUAGUUUGAUCUGUGUGUAUCCCCUAAAAACUCGUGGAAUUGUGAUUUUUAUAUCUGAAUUCUAAUUUAGGGUACAUUUCUGCCUUCUCUUAGUUUGUUACAUGACUAGAACAAGAGAAGCCUUAACCUGUAUUUGCUCCAGUUCUAAGCCCCCAUUUUUGUUUUUGUUUUUAUUAUAAAUUUAUAACUUUAUUGAAGAGACUAGUGCCCUCAUCCCACCUCAACUCUGAAUCCGUCAGGACUUCCUGAAGCAGUAAAUCCACAGUGCAAAGUUUUGCCAGAUAAGUUUCAACAAAACAGUUUUGUUCAUAAUGAAAGAUUUGGUCAAUUAGUAAAUCCACUAUAUACUUCCAUAAAGAUUUAUUUUAAGUAGUAGAUUCUUCCUCCAAAUGAUUACUUUGAAUCUGAUCUUUGGGGAGGAAAAAGUCUUAACUGGUUUCUCAUGAGGGUGAUAAGUCACACUGUGGUCAUCAGUAUAACCUCCUUGAGCAUCUCCCAGGCCGGAAAUGUGGCAGUAAUCAGGAUUUCCAAGAACAAACCUAAUUUUUAUAAAGUGUUCUCUUCCCUAUAAAAAGAAGAGGAGAAAGCGUUUCCUUGUAUACUUAAAACAAUGAUAAUUGUUAUUCUGAUAUAUUUUGUUUCUAAAAAAUGUGAUAUUAAAGUAGAUGUAUCCCUUUAGCAUUAACCUUAAAGGCUAGAACCAAGGGAUGAAUCUUCAAAAAAAUGUCACAGUACCUUUUCAAAUUUAAACUUGAACCCCAGUUCAUCUUUAGCUUUUGUUGUGCUUUUUUAAGGCUUCUUUAUUUUUGAUACACAGAAUGCAGUUGUACUUGGUCUUUUAAAAUUGAAAUGUGAGCUUAUCAGAAAAAAACAAAACUGCACAGUUGUAAUAAUCAAAUGCAACUAUACUGCACAAUUCAGUGAUUGUAAAGUAUCCUGUAACGAGCAAUGUUUGUCUCCUAUUUUUUGAUACCUCUUAAACUUAUGUCUUUUAGAAAGACAGUGCCUCUGUAUGCUUUUUGUAUUUUUACUGAGUGUAAAUAUUUGUUAUAUUUUUGGUUAAGAGAAUGUAAAAGUACCAUUUAUUAUUAUCAUAUCUACUAAUACAUUGGUGGAAUCAAUAAAGGAUCUACAUUAA